This is a messenger RNA of Andrographis paniculata, 4116 nucleotides long. RefSeq lists its product as uncharacterized. NCBI's taxonomy places the organism in Eukaryota, Viridiplantae, Streptophyta, Magnoliopsida, Lamiales, Acanthaceae. The transcript is spliced from 4 exons. The record is from RefSeq and is a predicted model, not a curated record. The coding region runs from base 2082 to 3887 and encodes 601 amino acids.
GUGCAGCUGACUUAACUUGCUGAAUUGCAGUGUUUCUGCAACCACAUACUUGGUCUCUUGCAUGUUUGUUGCUGUUGCACUGAGGCAAUCCAAAUUGAAACUUUUUUACUCAUUAAAGUUGGUGUCUUGAUAGUAGCUACUUAGUGACUGAUUAUUUGCUUUCGGGACUAUGCUAUUAGGAAGAUAGUGAGAGACAAUCAGAAAUGUAUUAGCUGUUUGAAUGUUCUGAGGUUCAUCAUCCGGGAGUAUCCAUUGGAAUAGUGAUUUGUCGUUUCUUGUCCAAGCUUCAGCAUUGCAAUGCUCUUUCAGCUCCGGACCUCGUAAGCAUCUGUAAUUCAUUUCUUAAGUUUUUAAUUAUCAAUAUUAGAUAUCAAGAUCCUUCUGUAGACACAAUUUGAUGGGUGCAGAUAGAAGAGCAUAGUGGUCAAUAUUAAUAGUAGUAAUGGGUAGCUAUCAGCUGAAGGAAUGGAUUUGAAAGGGAGUGGGUGGUUCAGGUUGACAUCUUUCCAUAUAUUAUUAUCACAUUAAUCGAUUAGAUGCUCCUACAGUCACUGUCCAAGUUCACUAUUGCUCAAUGUCUCGUGGCCAUGUUUGGUAGCUUUUGGUUCAAUUUCUUGCAUUAUUGCACAUAGCUGGAGGUUAUCUUGUCAAUUUAGGCAGCAUUCGUAUGCAUUUACUGUUGAGUGUAUUUUUAAUUUAGCAUUUAUGUCUCUACCUUAAUGCCUGGUGACAUAGGCAGGAUAGACAUAGGCACCACCAUGUUUUUGUGCAAGCAGUCUUAUCCAGUUUCGUACGUAUUUUAUAUUACUAUAUAUAUAUAUAUAUAUAUAUUAUUAUGAAGUAAGAAAUAACAACACACUUCUGUUUGCAAGUGUCUUUAUCUACUAGUUUUGUCUGAUAUUUUAUAUGAUCCCAUUAGAUGUGAUCUUACUGCUUGCAAAUCUUUUAUUGAACAGGCUGUUUAUUGGUAAUGACCAAAGCCAAGAAAAAAGGUAGGUCACCUGUAAAGGGGGUACCUCAGCGAAGACCACAAAAUUGUCUUGUCAAUUUGUCAUACAUACAUACAUAUAAAAUCAUCAUCAUAUCUGAUCUGAAUUCAUUGAUUCAUUCAUUCGUAUUCAUUGCUGCAGGAGAUGAUGAUUCCAAAGUUGGGAAUAUGACCUUGUUCUGUGGGAUCCCCCUGUCAUGCUCUGAAACCCUUUUGUGGGUCCCGAAAUUCUGUCAGACAAAAACAAAGGAGCCGCAGUCUGAAUGGGCCCCACCCCACUCCACUCCUUGAUUCUGACGCACACAGCACAGCAGACACGCCACAGACCGACUGUCGACUGUCGUCGGCUGGCCAUCCCUUUCUAUCCUCACUAAAACCACCCCAUUUGCUGACUCUCGGAUCUUUCUUUACCAAAUUUCUCUGUGCAUCUUGAAGACUAAAUGCAGCGCUCCUUUGCUAUUAGGAGCAUAUUAGUAUGUGCGUGUAUCUAUUGAUUGCAUAUUAGCAUUGGUUCAUCUCGGUUGUCGUUUUAUGGAGAGGAAAAGCUGGGAGUCUUAAGUUUGGUUGGUUGGUUGGACUUUUCACAGUGGGGAGAGAGACGAACAGAACAGACCAGAACAGAAAAGAACAGGUUGUUUGAAUGAAAAAGGAGUGCAGCUAGUGAAAGACCUUUGUCUCCUUGUUAUUCGAGUUUCCUCCUCCACAGUCUUGACUUUCAUCUCUCUCUCUCUCUCUCUCUCCCUUUUUUUCCUCUUUUCCGUCGGGAGAAAAAGCUGAGACCUUUCAAGAUUCCCAGAAGCCAGGGAUUUUCAGUUGGUGCCUGCACGACUGGUUUGAUAGAUUCAAGAAUUUCUCUUUCGGGAUCCAUGUUGUUUUCGCAUUUAUUUGGCACAUCCUCUAGGAUGUCUGAUCUCUUCUUCCACUCACUUUACAUAAAGUGGAAAGGAGGAGUGGAGCUUCUGAUGUAUGCAUAAGAUCUCUCAAGUAGGAAAAGCUUUUCGGUCCUUGCUUUGAGUGAGGGAUUGCUAAGAGGCUAAAGGGAGACAUUAAUGUCCUCCCAUUGUUGAUACUCUUUUGCUGUCCAUCUUUGUAUAUGGCUGAUCGAAAAGACGACGCUUGUGAAGCUAGCAAUGAGAUCAAACGUUGUGUGCCUGGAGAAGAAGAAAAUAACAUGAAAUCUCUGGAUUCGGAGUUAUUUUCUGUUGACACAGAACAUGAAGCAGCAGAUGUGCAGUCAUUGGAUGGCAUUGCUUCUGCGCAGCCUACGCCUUUGAAAAGUGAUAUUAGCACAGAGAGAAGUUUUGAAAUGGAUCCCGGGAAGGCCCAUGGCCUAAAUGCUGCUGAGGAUAGACUAAAUGUGCAAGGCCAGGACAUGCAACAAAGGACUGAAUCAUCAUGUUCGAACUCCUUAUCAACCAUCCCUCCAGUUUCUUUAUCAAACCACAGCUUUCAGGAGACCUCUAAGGAAAUGUGCUCGUUCAGGAAUUGUGUGGUUUCCACAGAUAGUUCUAAUGCUCAAGGCUUCGGCUGCAAACUGGAAGAGCCGUUGACUGCCAGUUCUGAAUCCGGUGCAUGCCAGGAGCGCAGCGGCAAUCUCGAUGUUUCUCGUGUAGCAGAAAGGCAGAUAUCAGGGGAAACAAAGGGUGCAUUGACUGUGAAAAGCAAGGCUGAAGUAAAUGACAAAAUCAAGGCAGAGUCUUGGGCAAAAGAAGCUUCGGAGUUCUCGCUGACAAAACCUACCAAGGUAGUUAGGGAAACUCAGAAUACACAUGUUGCUGAAUUUGAUCUAAAUGAAGACAUUAAUACACAUGGAAGUGAUGAUUGUGAUCAUCAACCUGCUGCAACUGUAUCUUCUGCCCAACGUGUGAUACAAGUGGUAGCGAAAGCUGGGAAGCCUAGCGGAUUGCCAGAGAUUCCUUUGCUCUUCGAAGGCAGGCUGGGUUGGCAGGGCUCUGCUGAAACCAGUGCUUUUCGUCGUCCUCCAGGUCGGUCUAGGAUUUUGGAAACAAAGUUGUACCCUGAAAACAAAGAGGCAAAGGAUCCACAGGGCUUCACAGGUAUUGACCUCAACAUCGCUGCUGUAGAAGAGAACUCUGCUAGUGAAAUGCCAGUGGAACUUGGUUUGAAUGAAUCCAAGAACCGGGGCUUAAUUGAUCUCAAUCACCUCUAUGAUGCUGCUGAUGAGUUUACUCAGCCUUCUCUUCAGCCUGAGUCAGCAAAUCCUCCCUCAAUAGACUUGAACAUGAAUGGUAACACCUCAACCGGAGACAGAUCCAACAUUCUUCACUGGCCAAAUGUGGAUCACCAUUCUCUGGGAAACAAUACAUCUGAUUCUGCUAAUCCAAGAGCGCGCUAUAUCAACUUGAUUGGCCAAGAAUAUUUCGCCAAUCCUCACAUUCCAGUGGCUGUCCCAAGUAUUCUCCAACCAGUGGAACUUUUGCAGAGAGCUCCUCCAUUGCAGCAGCCUAAGUUACCUUUUGGACCACCAACUGUAAACCUUGCAAGUUACCCUUCCAAUGUUCCGCAGCAUUUUAUCUCUGCUGGGCCACUGCCAUCAAGCAUUCGUGUUUCUGGGGGUGUCCCUUAUGCUAGAUAUUCCCACGAACACGCCAUUUAUCCUGGAUUAUUACACCCCGGCUCGGUUCAUGCAUCUUUCUGUGCUCCUCAUCUUGUGCAGAUUGUUCAUGAGCAGGGUCCAGGCACUAUUGCAGCUACUUUCCCAAGUCUUGAUGCGAGAAGCGAUGACAUUGUAUCAACCGGCAGAAUCAAAAUGGAUGAGGCGAGACAGUUGGGUUAUAUUGCCACGAAUCAGGAGACUUGGUGUGAUCCAUCAAUGAAGAGGAAGGAGCCGGAAGGAGGAUUCAGACAUUACCAGCUUGGCUACAAACACGUGACUUAAAGAUGUUGACUACUUCAUUAAUUCCUGCUAAUUUAACUCAUCCUGCCUUUUUGCUGCUAGACUCUAUUCAUGAAUGCUAGUUAGUACAAAUUCAUCGUGCAACACUUUUAAACAAAUCUCAAAGACUGUUACUGUUAAUCCUCCAAGUAGGCUGUGAGUCGAAAGACUUGUAGUUUCUGUAUAUAUGACAUUCUAUUUCUUGAUAAUAGGCAUAUGAGGAUUACGAGCA